Pseudogymnoascus destructans is the source of this 5770-nucleotide messenger RNA. RefSeq names its product Negative regulator of mitotic exit (gene KEL2). Gene Ontology annotation, biological process: regulation of cell shape. Lineage: Eukaryota; Fungi; Ascomycota; Leotiomycetes; Thelebolales; Thelebolaceae. The record is from RefSeq and is a predicted model, not a curated record. Gene Ontology annotation, molecular function: protein binding. The coding region runs from base 51 to 4586 and encodes 1511 amino acids. The transcript is spliced from 5 exons.
GACGACGACGACGACGACGACGACGACGACGACGACGACGACUACGAAUAAUGGCUUUCCUCUUCAAGAGCAAGAAGAACCAGGAGAAGGCCGCUGCGGCGACAAAGGCUGACGAGAAAGGCUCGGCCGCGGGAUCACAGGCGUCGCUGCAUGGCGCCAAUGGGCGAGGAUCGAAGGAUGAGAAGGAUGGGUCGACGCUGAGCCAAACCCCGACGCCGACUGGUAGCAUCAAUAAUUCGAUCAAGUCUUUCCACGGCAAUGCGCCUAGUCCGGACCCCAAGGGACCCGUGAGGCGAGGAACGGGCGGCUUGGAGAAGUCGGAUUUGCCACUACGAAAUGCAACCGCGCCGGCUGUCCAGCCUGUAAAUUCAGCUCCGAAUACAGCGCUAUACCCUUGGACAUAUCGAAAAUUAACCUUCACAUCGUCGCAUCCGAGUCCGUUUCCCCGAUAUGGCGCGGCCGUUAACUCGGUGUCCUCGAAGGACGGUGACAUAUAUAUAAUGGGUGGCUUGAUUAACAGCUCGACUGUUAAGGGUGAUCUAUGGUUGGUAGAAGGUGGAGGAGGAAAUAUGGCUUGCUACCCGCUGGCUACAACCGCAGAAGGUCCGGGACCAAGAGUUGGCCAUGCGAGUUUGCUCGUGGGAAAUGCAUUCAUUGUCUACGGUGGUGAUACCAAGAUGGACGACAGCGAUGUGCUGGAUGAGACCUUAUACCUCUUGAACACAUCUACACGCCAAUGGUCAAGGGCUGUACCUGCCGGCCCAAGGCCUGCGGGAAGAUACGGACAUUCCCUGAACAUCGUCGGGUCAAAAAUCUACGUAUUUGGUGGUCAAGUGGAGGGUUACUUUAUGAAUGACCUGGUUGCAUUCGAUCUUAACCUACUUCAAGUACCAACCAACCGCUGGGAGAUGCUGAUCCAAAAUGAUGAGAUGGCGACUGAUGGGAGCAUCCCGCCUCCACGUACCAAUCACUCCAUUGUCACAUGGAACGAAUGUCUUUAUCUAUUCGGUGGCACCAACGGGUUCCAGUGGUUCAAUGAUGUCUGGUGCUACGAUCCAGUACCAAACGCCUGGACCCAGUUAGACUGUAUAGGAUACAUCCCAGCACCUAGAGAAGGCCAUGCUGCGACGAUAGUAGACGAUGUCAUGUACAUUUUUGGUGGGCGCACCGAAGAGGGUGCAGAUCUCGGAGAUCUGGCGGCCUUCAGGAUCUCAAGUCGUCGUUGGUAUACAUUCCAGAAUAUGGGCCCAUCGCCGUCCGCUCGGUCCGGCCACAGCAUGACAGCGUAUGGAAAGCAGAUUGUUGUCCUCGGAGGAGAGCCUAGCACGGCUUCGCGAGAUGCGACUGACCUGUCUGUGGUUUUCCUGCUCGAUACAUCCAAGAUCCGCUACCCUAACGACCAAAUGAUCCAACAGACCCCAGCUGGGGAGCAGGUGGCUGGCCGCAGGCAGAGCGACGCAGAUAGAAGACUCAUGGGUUCGCGCGGCCCCGGGGAUGGACCACCUGAUAUGAAGAGACUUAAUGGCGCACCGGCACGUACAAGCGUUAUGGGACAACAGAACAUGUAUGGUGGCCGGCCGAAUGGGCCUCUAGGAGUCGACGGAAUGGAUAUGGGUAGAGACAGCCCGGGCCCUGGUUCGGCGCCUCUGCAAGGCCUAGGUAUAGGCUCAAAGCUACCUCGUGCAUCGCUGAUGCAGGCACCGGCUGGACCACCCCCUCAAGGAAUGGCUCCUAGUAGGCCCAACGGCGCACCGCAGCAAGGUAACCCGUUCCGUGGAAAGCCGCCGCCGCCAAGCAGAGGCUUUGGCCCUAGUAUCGAUACUUCGAUGCGCAGCCAAUCGCAAGAGAGAAACGCACCGGGGAGCAGGGGAUUGUCUCUAUCUCCUCGUGGUAGUCCUACCAGCAACGGACAGCGCGGACUACCAAUAACCGCACCGAUUGUUGUUGCCAAGCAGGAGGUUGUUAGGCAGGACGUCACCGAUGCCCCACCUACAAAUAUGCAGCAGGCGUCUGUGGAGCUACCUCGAUCGGGAUCAAAGUCUCGUCGCCCGCAGGGCUCGUUGGGGAGUAUCAAUGAGGGGACUCUGAAGAGUGUCACCAACCGUUCAGGUUCUCCGCCACCUCCUUCGAGGCAAGGAAGCAACUCGGCAAAGAACAAAUCAGCAAGGAACUCCCAAACGGUGUCAUUACUCAACGAGCUUGAUAACCUCAGGAACCGCAAUGCCUGGAUGGCUUCGGAGCUUGAGCUCGCUAGAAAGUCAGGAUACACACCAGGUGGUACCCCAAGCUCUAUUCUUGACAACCGGAUCUCGACGUCGUUUUCUGAUGCCGAAAGGCCAUUGAUCGAAGCUCUGAUCGCCAUGCGUUCGGAACUAUCGUCCGUGCAAGGAUCUAUCGACCAGCAAGCAAUUAUUGCUGCUAAGAAGAUUGCAGAAGUGGAGAAGCAACGCGAUGCUGCUGUUAGUGAGGCGGUGUAUGCAAAGGCAAAGCUUGCCGCCCAUGGAGGUAGCCAAACCAGCACACCACAACUGGAUAAUGAUUCGAGAGACACAAACUCGAUAUCCGGUGAUCGCUCAACCGAUGUCGCACGAAAGCUUGCUCAAGCGUUAAGCGCGCAAUCGAACUUACAGAAGAAUAUCGACAGUCUGAGUGCGGAAGUGGAAGCAGAGGCUAAUGGCCGCAAACUUGCAGAGGAGACUGCGAAUAUUGCCCAGGCUCGCAUCGCAGAGCUGGAGAGCUACAAGCAGAAGAAUUCCUCGGAGGUUGAGAGCUUGAAGGCUGAACUGCACCACGUCCAUAUGGAGGCCAGAGAACAGUCUAUCCUGUGUGCUGAGGCCGUCGCCAAGGCGAACCUCCUCCAGGUUGAUAGAGAGACCUUGGAGGGACAGCAUAACGAGCUACUCGGGACAUCGAAGGACCACAGCGAGACUUUCGGGUCUCUGAGAGCAGCUAUCGCCGCAGCGCACGGUAUGAAGGAGCACCUCGAGCGCAAGGUAGAGGAAGAGCGCAGCCAGCGCGAGGCUCUUGAGGACAAGCUGCGCAAUCUUCGCUCCGAGCACGAGGAGCGCACUUCCGAGCUCGAAACUGCGAGCCAGCGUCUGCGCGAUGCCGAGGAAAUUGCCGAUAAGCAUGCAACAGAAGCACAAAGCCUUCGACAAGCCGUUAUGUCUGGACUGGACAAGGCAUCGACGAGGGAUAUGCCGAUGAGCCCCACUUCCGGAGGCGAGAAGAUCGCCACCCUCCAGGCUCAGGCUGAAGCGGCCAAUGUCUUGGUGCGUAAGUACCAAGGCGCUGCGGACAAUGCGUCGGACAAACUCCGAAGUGCAGAGGAGCGCAUUGCUGGUCUUGAGGCCUACCAAGAGCAAGUCAGCCGUGAGGGCAUGAGUAUCCGCAAGCAGCUCCAGUCUACCAUGAAGGAAGUGCAGACUCUGCAGGCUGCCAACUCGGAGAUGAGGCACCAGAUUGCGAACCAGCAGCUCGAGACCAACGCCGUGCAUGUCCAACACAAUACCCUGAAGGACCUGCUCCAGGAGCGUGGCAUCAGCCCGAUAACUGCGGCGCGAGCACGUAGCUUGAACAGCCCGCAGAUGCGUUCAGACUCACCGGAGCAAAACCGCCUGCGUGAACUUGAGCAGCAAUUGUUGACGUCGCAGCAAUCUCAUGAGGAGACGAAGCAGCUCCAUGCUUGUCAGUCACAGGAGGUUGAGAGCACAUACCGUGAGAAGCUCGCUCAGCUAGAGAACGACUACCAGUCUGCCGUCCACUACGUGAAGGGCACGGAGAAGAUGCUCAAGCGUAUGAAGGACGAGCUCUCGAAGCUGAAGGGAGAGAAUGGCCGCCUAAAGGCCGAAGUUGACGGAGUGAGAUCCAAGGCCGCCAGCCCCGCUGAGCCAACUGAGUGGGAGCAAGAAAAGGAGGCACUCCGCCACCAAAUCUCGAACCUGCAAGCUGAGAUCCAGACCUCGCGCUCCGAAAUGGAGAACCAGCUCUCCGACGUCCGCAAAGAACUCGAGUCCACCAAAGCCGACCGCGAGCGCGUCACCGAGGCCCACGACGAAUCGCGUCUCGACCUUGACCAGCUGCAGCAGGAGAACGCGAACCUCGAGAAGCGCGCCCUGGACGCCGAACAGAAGGUCUCCUUACUCCUCGACCAGGUCGAGUCCUCCGUCGAUAACUACCGUCGGCAAUCCCACCUUGUCAACGACGCGGUCGCCGGCAACGCCAAAACCGGCGGGCACACCCGCAACCUCAGCGACAUCGACAUCGUCUCCGGCGAGUCGCUGUACAGCGAUACCACCGAGCGCGCUAACGACCGCAACUCCAUGGCCCUCGACAGCUUAGCAUCCGAGCUCGAGACUCUGCGCACGCACUGGCAGACGACGAAUAAAAACUACCGCCAGUCCACGAACUUCGAUGUCGACAAGCCCGAUGUCGACGACAGCCAGAGCCAGGAACAGCAUGGUCUGAGCAACAGCCUGGCUGAUUGGCGUAAGCGUCUUGAUUCUGCGGAGGCGGAGACGAGGGUUAGGAAGGGGAGCGCGGAUGAGUUGUCCCCGACGGCGGGGCCGAAGGGGAAUGUCUUUUGAGGUGGGGGGGAUGACCGAUAUGAUGUUUUACGUUUACCACGCGCACACACCUCUUGCCAUGAAAACCUAGCUGCUGCGCGCAACUGCCUUGUUUGUAUAUUGAAGAAUUUGAAGCCUGCUCCCCGCGGUCCCUGUGUUUGAGGGGAAUGAUGGGGGGUGGAUAGAAUGGGGGAGACGACUGUUGGAUUUUUUUGAGAGAGUUUUCCCGACUAUAUCCGGCGUCAUGAUGCUUGAUCGAUUUCCCUGUUUUUGUUUGCCAUUUGUCUUUUUGCAGUUGUUUGUCGUAUCUCGUUUUUUCUGUUUGAUAUGCUUGAUCUAACACCAACACUGCGCAUUACCCCCGUCGCACCCCCGUCGCACCCCCGUCAAGGGGUUCUUGACGCCGCGAACACCCCGCGUAACGGAGCUUGUUUUGAGAUUAUUUGAUUGGGUUUCUAUAUUUUCUGUUUCGUGGAGAUCGGGGAGGCGGAUGUCGGAUGUCCUUUGCUAUAGCUAUGGCUGAUUGAAACUCGGACUGGGACUUUGAAGAAAGGAGUGUGGUGAAAGGAGAAGGAGGAGGGAAGGGGGGGAGAGGAUGAAAUGUACCAUACAACCACAACAGCACACACAAGGGAUGCAACGCGCAGACAGACGCAAUGAAUAAACUUGGACAGAUGCGUAUGACCUACUACUAGCACUGCGGCGAGGUAGAGAUUCUUAUUUGGGGGGGGGAUGGGUAGAAUGGGUGGUUUAAUAGCAGAUCUGGUCUUCGGAGAUGUGUCUCGGUUGCCGUGGAUGGAUUGCGAGGAUUCUGUGCUCGCACGUUCCCCCCUCGCGGAGCUCCGCUGGCCUGGUUCUCAAGACCUGGAAGCCCAGCAAGCCAAGGUGGCCCCUUCCUUCCCUCCCCGCAAGCUCGCAUCAUGAGCGCCCAACCCCGCCGAGACGGGCCUUGUCUUCCUUUCCGUGAUCGACUUAAGCGCCCGAGCUGUCCUACCCCAGUACACUACUAUAUAGAUGGUACAUUCACAUACCCCGGUCCGGUCGUGAUGCGUCGCUCCCAGGCACCUGCCAAACCGCACGCCGCAGACAAAACUAAGAGCCGUGUCGUGUGGCUUGGGCUCAGCGCGCGCGGCUGCGGUCUGGAUGUGGGUGUUGUGGUAUGUGGUAUGUGGUACGGGGUAGUGGUGGUUGGUGGUGGUUGGUGG